Messenger RNA from Rhinolophus ferrumequinum (greater horseshoe bat), 1053 nucleotides. Its product is annotated as peptidyl-prolyl cis-trans isomerase-like 3. Gene Ontology annotation, cellular component: catalytic step 2 spliceosome. The record is from RefSeq and is a predicted model, not a curated record. Gene Ontology annotation, biological process: protein folding; protein peptidyl-prolyl isomerization. Gene Ontology annotation, molecular function: peptidyl-prolyl cis-trans isomerase activity. NCBI's taxonomy places the organism in Eukaryota, Metazoa, Chordata, Mammalia, Chiroptera, Rhinolophidae. The transcript has a single exon. The coding region runs from base 477 to 962 and encodes 161 amino acids.
AUAUAACAUCUGAAACCAUAAAAUUCCUGUAAGAAAACAUAGGCAGUAAGCUCCUUGGUAUCGGUCAUGGCGAUGUUUUUUUGGAUCAGACUCUGAAGGCAAGAGAAACAAAAGCAAAAAUAAAUGGGACUACAUCAAACUAAAAAGCUUCUGCAGAGCAAAGGAAUGCAUCAACAAUAAAAAGGCAAGCUAUGGAAUGGAAGAAGAUACCUGCAAAUCAUACAAUCAAUAAUGAAUUAAUAUCCAAAAUAUAUAAAGAACUCAUAUAACUCAACAAUAUCAACCAAAAACAACUUGAUUUAAAAGCGGGGAGAGGAGGGCUGAAAGAUACUAAUUUUCAAUUUAGAGACCUGGCGGAGGUAUCUGCGAUUGCAUCUUUUCUGUUUUAGCUACAGUUGUGUUAAUCGAAGUGGUUAAAGAUUUGUUUUCGAACUUCUCUCAAUAAGACUGUGAGAAAUUAAGUAACAGUAAGAAAAAUGUCGGUGACACUGCAUACAGAUGUAGGUGAUAUUAAAAUAGAAGUCUUCUGUGAGAGGACACCCAAAACAUGUGAAAAUUUCUUGGCUCUCUGUCCCAGUAAUUACUACAAUGGCUGUAUAUUUCAUAGGAAUAUCAAGGGUUUCAUGGUUCAAACAGGAGAUCCUACAGGUACCGGAAGAGGAGGUAAUAGUAUCUGGGGCAAGAAAUUUGAGGAUGAAUACAGUGAAUAUCUUAAGCACAACGUUAGAGGUGUCGUAUCUAUGGCUAAUAAUGGCCCAAACACCAAUGGAUCUCAGUUCUUCAUCACCUAUGGCAAACAGCCACAUUUGGACAUGAAAUACACAGUAUUUGGAAAGGUAAUAGAUGGUCUGGAGACUCUAGAUGAAUUGGAGAAGUUACCAGUAAAUGAGAAAACAUAUCGACCUCUUAAUGAUGUACACAUUAAGGACAUAACUAUUCAUGCCAACCCAUUUGCUCAGUAGCUAUACUGGACACGGACAAAAACUUGGCAAAUAUUUGAGGGACAUACCUAUCGUGGUUAGCCAAUUUUUGUUUUUUUGUUUUUAAGGAGGG